Molecule: messenger RNA, 503 nt
Organism: Paramecium octaurelia
Lineage: Eukaryota; Ciliophora; Oligohymenophorea; Peniculida; Parameciidae
Source: the annotation of a GenBank genome assembly
AUGCCUUCAAUAAUUGAAAUGAUGAAAUGGUCCAAUUUGAUAUCCUCCAUCAUGCUCAUCUUGAUAGGAGUCACUCAAAUUAUCUCAUUAUCCAUCCUAUUCAAGAGUUUCAGUUUCUCCUUCUUCAUGUCGUUCUUCCUACCAUUCUUCUUGAUGUAAGUUCAUACAUUUCAAAAUUAUAGAUUUUUUGGGAUCCUACUUUUUGCGAGUGGAUAGAAGUUGGAAUUUGUUGAUAACAAUUUUAGAUUCUUGAGCACCUUGCUAGGCAGAGGACUGUUCAACAUCUAGUAAUUGGCUCAUUUAUUAUCCCUUAAGCUUAGCAUCUUUGGCUGUGUAUCAAUUAGCCAACGCUGCCAGCGAUAUCAUUGGAUUCAUCAUAGGCGCGAUGCUAUUCUGCACAGGAUUCUUUUAUUUGAUCCUGCACUUUUGUGGAGUAAUCUUAUUAAAUUAUUACAAUAUAGAAUAAGGAAGAACUGGCAUCCUUAAAAAAAUAAUUAAUAUGA